Trematosphaeria pertusa is the source of this 1283-nucleotide messenger RNA. RefSeq lists its product as uncharacterized. The coding region runs from base 14 to 1135 and encodes 373 amino acids. The transcript has 5 exons. The record is from RefSeq and is a predicted model, not a curated record. NCBI's taxonomy places the organism in Eukaryota, Fungi, Ascomycota, Dothideomycetes, Pleosporales, Trematosphaeriaceae.
GCCGCUAAGGUCGAUGACGGGUGAGCUUCAAAACGUCGAGAGAGCGCAAGAGGAAGGUGAGGCGGGACUCCAGGAAGGGCACGAGCCUCGUUCUAACCCCGCCUUUCCGCCCCUUCACACUAGCCUCACAGGGAGCACGGUAGCGCACUCACCGGAGAACAGCAAACCCCUCUCGAAAUGGAGCUCGUUGGUGGAGCACAUUCAGCAUAUACUACCUCGGAAAAAAUACCACACACCCAUUGUGACCGCCAGGUUGAACGACUUUCCGAAAGGAUACCCGAACGUUGCUGCGUUCCUCGAUAGUGACGACGGAUUCACCAUUUACAGACGCUUCGGGUAUCUCCAAGCGCGUUUGCUCAUGCAAAAACAGGAAGAGCUACGGCUGCUGGAAGAAGAACUCUAUGAUCUUGAGUGCCGAAUGAUCAACGAAGACGAGAACCGCCUAUGCUGGCGGGACGUCCGAGGACAAGACGCUGAGAGACACCGAGAUUUGAUGAAAAAGAUCGAAUUGACGUUUUGCUCGUACGCAAAAAUCCUAACUGCGGCUCAGAAGAUGAAGGCAUUUAUCAAGCCCUCGGAUGACGAAUGUGAGAGCGUCGGCAGAUACUUAAACAAUCGCACGGCCAUCGACGAAGAAGAGGCGUCUUGGAUCCACCACAGGGAGGACCUGGUCACUAUACGAGCGGGCCGAGAGCAUGCCUGGCUUGAUAGCAUCGUCGAGGGAUUUCUCAAGACAUGCCAUUGCGGCCCGAUCGACCUCCUGUUUCGUUCGAAGGAGACGCGUAAGAAGACCAAAAUUGACCAAGGUAAAAUCAUGCCGGCAAGACCGCCGAACAACAUCGACCAGUACGAGAUAUACUACACGCCGUCUCGCAUCGCCAUUCUCACCAAUGGCAUACUCACGAUUUCGAUACUCACGCUCCUGGUCCUCCCGAUUUAUCUGUUGUACCGCAUGGUUCACGACUCUGGCGUCGAAAAGUCAUACAUGCAAUGCAUGGGCACACUCAUCGUUUUCACGCUGGCGUUCUCAUGCAUACUUUCCUUAUUCACGAAAGCACGCCGACAUGAGAUUCUUGCGGCGGCAGCAGGCUAUUGUGCAGUUCUGGUGGUUUUCUUCGGAAACAUUGACAGCUAAGCGACGUAAAAUGAUCAUGGAAGAUGACGAUUGAGAAACUGGGUCAGAAUGCAGACUGUGUCAACGAGAAGAACGAUUGAAAAUGCUUCACGGCUGUGACCAGAUGAGGGUAAUGCGACAUAGGGCAUUCUGAUCUUCGUAGAAGUAG